AUGUCGGCGGCUCAGGUGCGCCACGGGCUUCGGCGGCUCCUCAGGGUCGCGCGACGGCUCGAUGGCGACCGCGCCAUGCUCCGCGCGCUGCUCCCCGUCGCCGGCGCGCACCUUCCCUCCCUGCCCGGCGGCGAGGAGGAGGAACGCGACGACACCGUGCGCGGCGUCGUCAUGCGGGCGGUGAGGGAGGCGGGGGGGGUCGCCGCUGCCAGACCCGAGGGAGUGCGGGCGAUGUCCCGCAACGCCGCCGCGCUCGAGGCGGUCAUCGCGCGCGCGGACCUCGCCACCGCGGCGGAGAGGGUUUUCCUGGAGUCCGAGUCCGCGCAAGGAGAGACGCAGCACGUCGCCACGUCGAAUUCCUCGCCCGUCAGAUUUGGCUCCAUCGACGCGUCCGGCGACGAGCGGUGCGCGCGACUUCGAAGCUGGCGGCACCUCAAGGACGUCCUCCGCGAGCACCCCGAGGUCGCCCAUCGCAUCGCGCGGCAUCGGCGGCGGCCCGGUCGGACGGACGGGGCACGGGAGGCCGCGCAUUCGGACGACGCGAUGCGCGCGGUCCGAGCCGCGGUGGACUCUACUCUCGCCGGCGCCUCCUCCGAGAGCGCCCUCCUCGCGGAGGAGCCGCCCGGCGGCGACGGCGACCCGAGCGCGGCGUGGCUCAGGCGCGUGAGCUGGGAGACGCUCGUGGCGCGGAGGGACCGCGCGCGACGAAGGGCGGAGGCGCGCGAGAUCGCCCGGCGGGAUCCCGUCGAGCUCUGGACCUCCCGUCUGCACCUCGCAUCCGAUGAAGACGACGAUCUCGAGCACGAUUCAUUCGACGGCGCCAACGAGCACCCCAACGCGGCGUUCUACCGCUCGAGGCUCGACGCCGUCCUCGAGGAGCCCGGCGGGGACGUCCUCGCGCUGUUCCGCGAGAUGCACGACGUGGGAUGCCCGCCCUCGCGGCGCCUCUACGUCGACGCCAUGCGCGGCGCCGGAUGCCCGGAGAUCGCCACGCGGCUGCUCUGGAUGCUCGCGCACGAGAGCGGGGAGGCUUCGGAGGCGGCGUUGCGCGCGACGCCCCUCGGCGUGAGCGGCGUGUUCUCGUUCCAGAGCGCGCGCGGUCGGCACCCGGGCGGCGGCAAGCACGCGGUCGGCGUGCGCCGGGUCGGCAUCGACGGAAUCUGUACAGCUGUCGCCGACGCCAUCUGCACAGCUGUGCUCGCCGACGCGACGGGGAACGAUGACGAUCCGCCGGCGGGAUCCAUCGACGACGCGUCCCCCCCCCGCCGCCGCACGCGGGGUCACGAACGCGCGCUCGCGGCGAUGGGCGCCAUGACGGACCUCGGCGCUUCGCCGACCAGUCGUGUCGCCAACGACGUGCUGACGCGAUGCGCACUCGCAUUCGCGGCGCGUGGACCGAGUUUGAACGAGGGGAACGAAGAAAAAAGCCGGCGUCUCCUUCGUUGUGUCACGAACGCGGCGACGCGGGCGGAGCGGCACGGGACGAGGCUCGAAACGUCCACGUGGCACGCGCUCAUCGAGUGCGCCGAGCGACUCGGGUCUCUGCGGGACUUUUUCGUCGCGUGCGAGGCGUUUGCGGCGAGAGGGGGCAGCGUCGGGGCGGAGACGGUGGCGAGUUUGCUGGAGUGGGCGCGCGAGGUCGGGGACGAGGCGGUGGCGGGUUGGGCGGAGCACGAGCUGUGGUCGACGGGGAAAGGGGCGUUCCUGGCGCACCUCAACCGCCCGACGUGCUGAGAGCGUGGAUUACGAUUUUCCCCUUCCCAUCUCGGUUGGUCGACCUUACCGAGAGGGGACGUGCCGACGGACGGAUCGAAUAUCGUUUGCCGUCACGAGUUACAACCUGGCGCUUUUCCGCGUCGCGGGGAAGGGGAACCAAGCGGGCAGGGAUGAGAUGAGAGGAAUCUGAUUUCACCACGUUGGCACUCGGGACGAAUCGCCUGUUUUCCGUUCGUUUUACAGCCGUGUAAACAUUGGGGGAGUCGAUGACUCCCUUUGGUUGCCCAGACGCGCUCAUCUGACGCGGAUAGUAAAAAGUAUGUCAUCUGUAUGGCCUCGUGGUUAC
Molecule: messenger RNA, 2062 nt
Organism: Micromonas commoda
Lineage: Eukaryota; Viridiplantae; Chlorophyta; Mamiellophyceae; Mamiellales; Mamiellaceae
Exons: 1
Coding region: 1-1734 (577 amino acids)
Source: RefSeq, a predicted model, not a curated record